Drosophila teissieri is the source of this 1282-nucleotide messenger RNA. RefSeq names its product retrovirus-related Gag polyprotein from copia-like transposable element 17.6. The record is from RefSeq and is a predicted model, not a curated record. Bases 268 to 696 code for a protein of 142 amino acids. The transcript is spliced from 4 exons. Lineage: Eukaryota; Metazoa; Arthropoda; Insecta; Diptera; Drosophilidae.
AAAAAUAAUAAUAACAGUGUAACUUAGUGAAAACUAAAUAAACUUAAUUACAACUAAGUGAACCAUAAUAAUAACAGAUAAAUUAAAUGAAGACUAAAUAAACUCAAUUACAACUAAAACGAAUUAUAACGAUAACAGUGCAACUAAGUGAAAUAUUAUAAUAAUAAGUGAGCGAACUACAAGAAACCCUACCCAAGUUACGAACCGACAAAUAAACCAACAGCAAAUACACAAACAUUAAUCAAAAUUCAAAGCCAACAAACCACAAUGGCAGUAGCAGCGCCAACACAAAUAGAACUGUCUGACUCGAAUAUGAUUCAAGUCGAAAGACAAAUACACGCAAUCGAGGUUUUCAACGGAGAUCCUAACACCUUGUACACUUUCAUCAGUCGCAUCGACUUCAUCUUGGCUCUUUAUCAGACUACAGAUGAAAGGCAGAAGUUAAUAAUCUUUGGACACAUCGAACGGAACAUCAGUGGCGAUGUUAUCCGCGCCCUCGGAGUGACCAACCUCAGCAACUGGAGUGAACUCAGGACUCAACUUAUACUUAACUUCAAGCCCCAAGCACCGAACCACCAACUUCUAGAGGAAUUCAGGAACACACAAUAUCGAGAUCUUGCCAGAGGCAGUCAAGCAGCCUUAAUAUUACACCUUUCUCCGUUAGGUCCAUUACCUAUAAUCCGAGUGCACUCUUAACAUUUGCGUCAAAAAACAUUUGUAAAAGCUCCCUUAAAGUCUCUGACCUUUGUUUAAUUAACGAAACAAAGAUGACCUCUAGCAUGCCAUCUGAAUUCACGGAAGAUACGAUUCAACAUACAUCUUCAACUUGCGAAACACGUGUGCUGUUGUCUUGCCGAAAAUUCUUUAUAAUUUCAUUAAUCCCUGGGAAAUGUUGCUGUUUGAAUAGCCAGAAAUAUAAAGUUAAAGAAAAAGAUAGAGCUUCUUUUUCGUUAAAAUUUUAAUAGACGAAUUUGUGUAAAGAUUUUAUGUUUUAUAUAUAUGUUUUAUAUAUAUAAUAUAUAUGUAAGUGGAGAUCUAAGAAGGCUUAUGAAAAGCUAAAAAGUUGUCAUGCUUCUAACUGACCACUUAAAGUUUAAAUUUUUUAUAAAUAGUCAGUAAGCCAAUAUAUAUUCAAUUGUGUGUAUGUAUAUAUAUGUAUGUAUAUGAUUAUAAUAAUAUACUGCGUAAUCGGCUGAGCAUGCGCAGUAAAUGUAUGGAUGGCACAAAAUGUCUUAGGCGCAAUACGUUGGCACACAUUUCCAAGAAUUGUAUCGCUAGAAUA